GGAGUGGAGAAUUGCCUGCUGGUCCCUGACGUCGCCCUCAGUCAAGGACCAUGAGUAAUCAGACGCCAGUGACGGAGUUCAUCCUGCAGGGCUUUUCUGAGCACCCGGAGUCCCAGCUGCUCCUGUUCAGCUGUUUCUUCUCCCUCUACUCUGUGGCCCUCACGGGCAAUGUGCUCAUCAUCUUGGCCAUCACCUGCAACCCUGCGCUUCACACACCCAUGUACUUUCUCCUGCUCAACUUGGCUACCAUGGACAUUAUCUGUACCUCUUCCAUCAUGCCCAAGGCGCUGAAGGGUCUGAUGUCAGAGAGGAACCCCAUCUCCUACGGGGGCUGCAUGGCUCAGCUCUACUUCCUUACGUGGUCUGCAUCCUCCGAGCUGCUCCUCCUCACAGUCAUGGCCUAUGACCGCUACGCAGCCAUCUGCCACCCCCUGCACUACAGCUCCCUCAUGAGCACGGCGGUCUGCGGCGCCUUAGCUGCUGGGGUGUGGGGGCUCUGUGCCUUUAACUCUGCCAUCCACACUGCCCUCAUGACACGUCUGGAUUUCUGUGGCCCCAAUCUCAUCACACACUUCUUCUGUGAGGCCCCUCCUCUGCUGCUUCUGUCCUGCAGCUCCACCUACAUGAACAGUGUCAUGAUUGUCUUGGCUGAUGCCUUCUAUGGCAUAUUCAACUUCCUGAUGACCAUCGUGUCCUACGGCUUCAUCAUCUCCAGCAUCCUGAAGAUGCGCACUGCAGAGGGGAAGCGGAAAGCCUUCUCCACCUGCUCUUCCCACCUCCUCGUGGUGUGCAUGUACUACACCGCCGUCUUCUACGCCUACAUCAGUCCUGUGUCCAGCUACAGCGCGGAGAAGAGCAAGGUGGCUGGUGUGUUGUACACCAUGCUGAGCCCUACCCUCAACCCCCUCAUCUACACUUUGAGAAACAAGGAGGUCAAAGCAGCCCUCAGGAAGCUGUUUCCUUUCCUCAGGAAUUGA
Molecule: messenger RNA, 977 nt
Organism: Jaculus jaculus (lesser Egyptian jerboa)
Lineage: Eukaryota; Metazoa; Chordata; Mammalia; Rodentia; Dipodidae
Product: olfactory receptor 13A1-like
Exons: 1
Coding region: 51-977 (308 amino acids)
Biological process (GO): G protein-coupled receptor signaling pathway
Cellular component (GO): membrane
Molecular function (GO): G protein-coupled receptor activity; olfactory receptor activity
Source: RefSeq, a predicted model, not a curated record